AUGGAGGUUAAAAUCGCAGUGAUUGGCAGCGGAGGUGUCGGAAAGAGUUGUUUGACUCUUCGAUUCACCAAAGAAACAUUUUCUGAAAAUUAUGAUCCUACCAUUGAAGAUUCAUACUACAAAUUUACUGAACUCGAAAAUGGCCAACAAUGUGGCUUUUCAAUCCUGGACACGGCAGGUCAGGAAGAAUUUAAAUCAUUACGAGAGAGUUGGAUGAAACAUGCGGAUGGCUUUUUAUUGGUCUACGCAAUAGAUGACAAGAAAUCAUUUGAAAAUAUUUCUGAAUUUUAUGAGCAAAUACUGCGAGUGAAAGAUUCAGAUUCAUGGCCAGCCAUUGUGGUGGUUGGAAAUAAGGCAGACUUGAAAGAACCACGACGACAAGUGACAGCCGAUAUGGUCACAAAAUUUAUUAAGCAACAUCAAUUGGAUCAUUUUGAUUGCUCUGCACUCACUGGAAUGAAUGUUAAAAAAUCCUUUCAACGAACAGCAAAACACGUGUUAAUCCAUAAGGGAGUGAAACUUUCUGAAGAAGUUCAAGAUGUCAACAUUUCAAUCACGACAAGUCCUCCUUCUCUGAGUGAAAACACGACUCAUUAUUUACACAAUGUUUUUAGUCAUGGAAAAUUAUCGAGUCUCGAAGGAGGUGCUUCCGGAAGCACGUCAAGCUUGUUGAGGAGAACCACUUCAGAUGCUGCUCCUUCGCCUACAUUCUUGAAUACACAAAUGGACAAUAGUGCAACGUCGCCAAGUUUUAUUUCUAAUUCGGCUCAUUCAGGGAAGAGUGUAGGGAGUGGUAGUGGACAACAGAAAUUGGAGAAGAAAAAGUGUGUCAUUCUAUGA
Molecule: messenger RNA, 840 nt
Organism: Naegleria fowleri
Lineage: Eukaryota; Heterolobosea; Eutetramitea; Acrasida; Naegleriidae
Exons: 3
Coding region: 1-840 (279 amino acids)
Biological process (GO): signal transduction
Cellular component (GO): plasma membrane
Molecular function (GO): GTP binding; GDP binding; GTPase activity
Source: RefSeq, a predicted model, not a curated record